Molecule: messenger RNA, 1648 nt
Organism: Homalodisca vitripennis (glassy-winged sharpshooter)
Lineage: Eukaryota; Metazoa; Arthropoda; Insecta; Hemiptera; Cicadellidae
Exons: 5
Coding region: 207-1589 (460 amino acids)
Source: RefSeq, a predicted model, not a curated record
ACAAGUGUAACCUUCCGUUACCAACAAUCGAGUAUGCACGUGAUGUUUGUCAACAGAUAACCUCACACAAACACUUACACGCACGUCAAGGGCAACUUGUAUUUGAAACAGUUCAUGUAUUAAACACAUUUUUUUCGUAUUUCCAAGAGUCAAAUCUUAGAUCAGUUCUAAACCAAUCUGUCAAAUUAAAGUUAUGUGAGCAGAGGAUGGUGAGUAGGAAGAACACAGUAGUAGUGGAUUCACCCGGCACCGACUCGAUUGCAAUAAACAACACAGGGUUGCGGCCAUCAUGGGAUGUAUUUUGGGACAUAGAGAUGGGGGGGUUGAUGGGGGAGAUGACCCCUUCACUCCAUGGAACAAAGAGUACCCUAAGUGCGAAGUCGGGGAAGUCCGGGAAGCACGUGCAGUUCGUGACCGGAUCUUCGUGGUUGGGCGAGUGGGACAAGGUGGGAAUGUGUGGAGCGGGCGUCUAUAAGAUGCCUCAUGGCGUUACAUACGAAGGUACAAUAAAUGCAGGCCUUUUCGAAGGAAUCGGAGUUCUGAAGUACCCCAAUGGCGGCGUACUGGAGGGCUUCUGGUACGGCGGGAAGCUGAAGUACUAUCAGUAUGAUUACGCUGACGGCCUCAAGCGAGAUGGCAUACUCGUCUGGCCUUACUGCAAGGCGCCGGACAGAAGGUUCUACUCAGAGAUACUGCGGGGACUGCGGGCUGGAAACACGGAACAGCUGACACAUAAUGAUUCACCUCGUCCUAUUCCACCAGGACAUUACGACGUAGGGGACGGUUUCUAUAGCCCCCACACUAAGUGUGUCACUGAUGCAAACACCGGCGAAAUACUUAGGAUUCCCACAGCCGUUGAAGAAAAAUGGAUAAUAGAGAAUUGCAGAAUGGCCGAUACAGAAGUGGUUGGUUAUUGCCCAGACUUGUACGAGAAUUGGUUUGAAAACAUUCCGCAAGAUACCAUCACUCACGUUUAUUCAGAAGAGGAGAAAGAGAUUUUGGAUCUGAUUCUUCAAGUCGGCCGAGAACUAGACAGCUGCACCACUGAUUCCAGUAGACGGGCAACAUUCUGGAGCCUCCAGUCCAAACAGGAGAGUAUCCAAGAGCAGGGGAGUGGAUCUUCAGCUGUGAUAUCUGCGGAAUUCGAAGCAUUUCUCAGAAAGAUUGUCAAGGUCUUGGAAGAAACCAAACAGAAGUUAUCGAUGAAUGAUGAUACUGAAGAAGUAAAACCGUCUAAACAACCGCGUGAAGAGGAUAACGAAGAACUUGUAAAACUGCUCAGUGAAAUCACUUCUUGCCAUACCGAAAAAGGAAGAAUUUCCAGUGACGUCAAAAUGAUUCCAACAUGCUCAUCAAAGGCGGUGAAGAAGUCUCUCACACAGAUAUUCUCGAAUUUGUCCUCCUUCACUGGAAAUAGCUCCACCGAAAUGUACCAUAGCAUAUCUCAGCAAAUGAAUGCCGCGCUGGCUAAGCAGGAACUGCCGACCGAUGCCAGUCAGUUCAUGGGGUCUCAGGUCCGCUAUAGAAUUGAUUACACUGAUUAUGAUUCCACCCUUUCAUCAAUCGUUGAUGAUGCAAUUAACAAAUAAGACAGCAAAAGUUAAUGUUCGCAUUGAAUGUGAAGUAUUAAAUUAACAAUUGCGGACUA